GCAAAGAUGGGCGGGCGGCAGGCAAGGCAUCAUCAUGCCGUGCCACCAGCUGCGGCUCAGCCGAGCACUUGGCUUGUGGAAAAUGCAAAGGAAUUGAUCUCCGUUCAAAAUCCACACCCUACCCUUUGGCUGGCAGUUGGCUCCAUCAUAAAAGGACCACAUUCGCUCCGUGCCCAAGAGACACCCAAACGGUCAGACCAUUGCUCACCAGCGCGAGCAGAGGAGCGACCGUUUCUUCGAGGGAGAGCAGAGCAGAGUAGCUUGGCUGCUCGAGAGAGCUGAGAGGCUGAGGGAAGGAAGGAGAUGGCUUCCUUGCCUGAUCCCACGGUGUACUACCCAACCUCCUCCAACGCCAUCCUGCGCGCGCACCCGUCCACCGCCGCGUCGUCCAAGGGCUCGUUCGGCCCGGUCUUCGCGGUGCUCUCGGUGAUCUCCGUCCUGGCCGUGGCCGCCUGCGUCGUGGGCCGGCUCUGCGGCCGCCGGCUCUCCAGGAAGAAGGCCGCCGACCACGACUUCUACGGCUCCGACGCCGUCGGCGGCGACCUGGAGAAGGGCUUCGAGGUCAAGUACCCGCCCGCCAUGAAGCCCAUGGCGAGCUCCCGCGCCAUGAUCCACGACAUCGACGACGGCUUCGAGAUCAAGUUCGCGCCGGGGAAGCCCGCGGCGUGGAAGGGCGACGGCAAGGCUGACAACAACAAGGGGCGCCAGCAGCAGCAGCAGCAGCAUCAGGUCCAUCACCACCAGGGCCAUCAGCCUCAGCCGCAGCUUGUUGGCAUGAUGCCCAAAGGCUACGCCGUGCCCAAGGAGUACGCGGGAUUCAGAUACCCCGCGGACGCCGUGGUCAGGCAGGGCCAGAUAAGGGGCGGGGCAUUCAUUCCAGCAAAGCCUAGUACAUGAUCAUAUAGCAAGUACGUAGCUUAGGUUCACAACUCGAUUGAUGGUAUCACACAUGAUACGUACAAUCUCCUCAUCAUCCCAUGGGCCAACGAUAGGGUCUCCAUCUUCACUAUAGCUAGUUUUUUGGGGCGGAGUGUGCAAAGCUUGUACUACUAGUUCCAGGCACUUCCAUAUUGCAGUUUGUACAUGAACCCAUUAAGCAGUGAAGAAUAUCUCAUUCUCA
Setaria italica (foxtail millet) is the source of this 1120-nucleotide messenger RNA. RefSeq lists its product as uncharacterized. The transcript has a single exon. The record is from RefSeq and is a predicted model, not a curated record. NCBI's taxonomy places the organism in Eukaryota, Viridiplantae, Streptophyta, Magnoliopsida, Poales, Poaceae. Bases 304 to 897 code for a protein of 197 amino acids.